AGCGCGCGGGGCGGCGGGAGCGGAGCGGCCAUGAACCUGGAGCGGCUGCGGAGGCGCGUCCGCCAGUACCUGGACCAGCAGCAGUAUCACAGCGCUCUGUUCUGGGCAGAUAAAGUGGCUUCGCUCUCUCAUGAGGAACCCCAGGACAUCUACUGGCUGGCCCAGUGCCUGUACCUGACAGCGCAGUACCACAGAGCUGCGCAUGCACUCCGCUCACGAAAACUGGACAAACUGUAUGAAGCCUGCCGCUACCUCGCAGCUAGAUGCCACUAUGCCGCCAAGGAGCACCAGCAGGCCCUCGACAUCCUGGACAUGGAGGAACCAAUCAACAAGAGGCUGUUUGAAAAAUACUUGAAGGAUGACAGUGGUUUGAAAGACCCCUGCACCGACUGGGAGAUGUCGCCGUCCUCAAUAAAGAGUUCUAUUUGUCUUUUACGAGGGAAAAUCUACGAUGCCCUGGAUAACCGAGCCCUCGCUGCCUGCAGCUAUAAGGAGGCUCUGAAGCUUGAUGUGUGCUGUUUUGAGGCAUUUGAUCUUUUGACGUCACACCACAUGUUGACAGCCCAAGAAGAAAAAGAACUGCUGGAUUCGCUACCUCUUAGCAAGCUCUGUACUGAAGAACAGGAAUUGCUACGUUUCCUUUUUGAGAACAAAUUAAAAAAGUAUAAUAAGCCUAGCGAGACUGUCACGCCCGAGUCUGCCGAUGGCCUGCAGGACAAUCUGGAUGUGGUGGUGUCCCUGGCUGAAAGACACUACUACAACUGUGACUUCAAGAUGUGCUACAAGCUCACUUCUGUAGUGAUGGAAAAAGAUCCUUUUCAUGCAAAUUGUCUACCUGUGCAUAUAGGGACACUGGUGGAGCUGAAUAAGGCAAACGAACUCUUCUACCUUUCCCAUAAAUUGGUGGAUUUAUACCCCACUAACCCCGUGUCCUGGUUUGCAGUGGGGUGCUAUUAUCUCAUGGUUGGCCAUAAAAACGAACACGCCAGAAGGUACCUCAGCAAAGCCACGACGCUGGAGAAGACAUAUGGGCCCGCCUGGAUCGCCUACGGACACUCGUUCGCGGUCGAGAGUGAGCAUGACCAGGCCAUGGCCGCCUACUUCACAGCAGCCCAGCUGAUGAAAGGGUGCCACCUGCCCAUGCUUUACAUCGGCCUGGAGUAUGGUCUGACCAACAACUCCAAGCUGGCUGAGCGCUUCUUUGGCCAGGCGCUGAGCGUGGCUCCCGAGGACCCCUUUGUCAUGCAUGAAGUCGGCGUGGUCGCCUUCCAGAACGGAGAAUGGAAAACAGCAGAAAAAUGGUUUCUUGAUGCUUUGGAAAAAAUUAAAGCGAUUGGGAACGAGGUGACAGUGGACAAGUGGGAGCCGCUGCUGAACAAUCUGGGGCAUGUCUGCAGGAAGCUGAGGAAGUACGCGGAGGCCCUGGACUACCACCGCCAGGCGCUGGUGCUCAUCCCUCAGAAUGCUUCCACCUACUCUGCCAUCGGCUACAUCCACAGCCUCACGGGCAACUUCGAGGAGGCCGUGGACUGCUUCCACACGGCGCUGGGUCUGAGGCGAGACGACACCUUCUCCGUCACGAUGCUCGGCCACUGCAUUGAGAUGUACAUCGGCGACUCCGAAGCCUACAUCGGAGCAGACAUUAAAGACAGAUUAAAAUGUUAUGACUUUGAUGUGCAUACAAUGAAGACACUAAAAAACAUUAUUUCACCUCCGUGGGAUUUCAGGGAAUUUGAAGUAGAAAAACAGGCUGCAGAGGAAACGGGGCUUACACCACUGGAACCCUCAAGGAAGACUCCAGACUCCAGGCCUUCCUUGGAGGAAACCUUUGAAAUUGAAAUGAACGAAAGUGACAUGAUGCUAGAGACAUGCGUGUCUGACCACAGCCCCUGAGCCGGCGGCCCUGGCGGUGCCGCCCGCCUGCCUGCGUCCUGGCCCGGCCGCGCCCAGAUGGCCCUGGCGGGUGGGGGCCAAGCGUCCGGCGUGCCCUGCCCAGGAGCCCUUCGCGCCCAGAGUAGUGUGCGCAGUGGAAUAAAGGAGGUGAACCGUCCGGCAUGCG
Molecule: messenger RNA, 2059 nt
Organism: Talpa occidentalis (Iberian mole)
Lineage: Eukaryota; Metazoa; Chordata; Mammalia; Eulipotyphla; Talpidae
Gene: CDC16
Product: cell division cycle 16
Exons: 18
Coding region: 31-1893 (620 amino acids)
Biological process (GO): cell division
Molecular function (GO): protein binding
Source: RefSeq, a predicted model, not a curated record